UAUUACCAAUUAAGGCCUAACGGUAUGUAGGCAUGAACUGUUUUAAUUCUUAGUUCAGAAGUGAACUAUAAAAUAAUUGGUUUGUUCCAGUAUUGAGAUUGGGAAGAUCCCUUGAUACCCUAUACAGCGCCCUAGUGUCCAUGAAUUACACGGAAGCGAUGGUGCGGUAUACCACAACACUCUCCAAAAUAGCAUAUGCUGUGUACCUCUUCUGCGACAACUUGCUAUGGAUGGCUCGCACAGGGAUGGCCAAUGUUAACACUGACAAGUGGAGUGUCCGAGCGCACAAAUGCUGGCUGUAUUCCGUUACUAUGAAUCUUGUCCGGGAUAUCUAUGAGAUCAGUCGGCUAUUAGAAGCGAACAAAGUGAGAAGCAGCCAGCGUAAACCUCCAGUUAGUCUGGUGAAACUCGCCCAUCAAAACAAGGACGUGUUUGUUGAUACAUUGAAAAACAGCUGUGACAUUCUGAUCCCCUUGACUGCUUUGGGUUAUGUCAAACUGAGCCCAGGAAUUGUAGGUAUUUUAGGAGUUGUUUCAUCAGUGGCGGGAAUCGCUGCUCUUAUAAGUCCAACUUACAAGCUGUGCCCUCCGUGAGGGCUUCUUAUGUGACUAAAGUUUGAUAUCUGUGACGUACAUUUGUGCACUUGGAAAUAAGGUUAUGCAAAUGAUAGGUAUUAUUUUAUCACAUUAAACAGAGGAGUUUUUUUAUUUAACUUAAUGUAUGGGGUGUGUGUGUGUCUGUUCUGAAGCAAUUUUUAACUUUUAUUAUAAAGAUGUAUCCUUUGCUUAAGGUUUGUUAUUGACAAUGUGCAGUUUGAAACAAGAAUACAAUUAGGGAUAUUUGCCAUCAUUAAGUGACAAAAAUUAGAACAAUUCUUUACAAGGAUUGAAAUCUAUCCUCUUCUUCAGGUGUCAAAAAACCCUAAUAGAUCAAGUUAAAUGUGUACAAAAUAAAUUAAAACUAAAUUUUUUUUUUGUUGACCUGUACCAAACCAUAGUUUUGAGCAGUGACAUCACAUGUGCUUGAUUCUUUUUUAUGUAUAUAACCUCAAAAUCCUCUUUCUCUGCUAGAAAUUCUGAAAUCUCCUUACUUAGUGUAAGUUCCAAAAACUCUGUACUUCUGCCUUUCAUCAGAUUUUUUUCUCUUCCAAUUUAAAUACAAACUCAUACUCAUUUUUUGUACUUUUUCUAACUGUUAGUUUUUUAUUUCUAAGUUUUGUUGUAAAAGUUUUCCUUCACAUUCAGGCAAUUUUCUUGUCUCUUGUAGGCAGUUAUUUCUAAAUGUUGUAUUUGAAGGGUUGACGGAUCCAUCAAUGCUAUCCAGAGAGGAUGAAAAACACUCCUGGUGUGUAGAAAUUUUUUACACUGGUAGAACACCCUUGAUCUUUGUAUUUAAUUUUAUGUUGCAAGAAAUUAUUAUAAAAACUGCAAUUUUUUUAGUGUGUGUAAGUUCAUCAAUACAUUAGUAUAAGCUUAUUGUAAAUGUUUAACACUAUGUAUUAGGGAUUUUUGAAACCUAAGGAAGAGGGUAGAUUUCAAUCAUGAAAAUGAAAUGUUCUAAUUAUGUAACAGUGAAUUAGUUAUUAUUUUUUUUAAUUUUUGGAUGUUAAAUAUCAAGUAAUUAUCAGUAACAAACAUUCCUUAUAAUUGUGAUAUAAACUAAAAACAUGCACUUAAUACAAAACAAAUAUAUUUGAUUUUCUACCUGAUUGUCUGACAGAGAAAGAUAAUUAUUAAGAAAGGAAGUAGUUAUGUAAAUUUACUUGUAAGUAAUACCAAAUAGCAAUAUAUUUUUAGUAACAAGUUCUUUUUUAAUUUUACAAAAACACUUCAUAUGCAUAAAAAAAACUUAUUUUGUAAGAAAAAUUAUGAUACAGCUUUAGAAAUCAGAUUUAGUUAUGAAGGUCUCAAUCUAACUUGUAAUCAUAAAUUAAAAACAAUGGGAAAAAUAUUUUAAGAACUUUAAUAUAGAGCUCUCUGAGGCCUUCAAACACAUAUUAAGUCUUCUAACAAAAGUUACAACUGAGGUUGGCUUCACAGGGUACAUAGUAGUCUCAACCAGCCUAGCAUGAUCACAUGUAAUAGCCAUCAUGUAGUGUCCUCAUGUAUCUUUUAAUGUUUUCAAGACACAGUACAUUAGACGUUUUUUUUUAUUCAAUGAUUGAAACAGUAGUGAAUAUGGAUUUUUUUCAUAUCGACAUAUAAAGCUCUAGCAUGUGGUAAUGUUAGGUGAAAUAUAGCAAUGUUCACUUAAGAGAAUUGUAGGGUAUCCAGUAGAUCUAAGGGAACAUAUUUUUAUAUAAUUGAAAUAAUGUUUUAAUUCAGUUCUGGACAAUAUAAUGGUUGGAGACACUUCAUAUUAUUUAUUCUUAUAUAUUAUUAUUUCCUACAUAUGUUAUAUUAAUAUGCGUAAACAGAGUAAAUAAGUGCAGUUCACUAUGGAAAACCACAAUUUUGUCUAUUAACAAAUUACUGUAAAAAUUAAAUUUAUUAGAACAGCAAAAGUUCAUCGUAUCAUUAUUUCAUUUAUUGUUUAACAACAAUGAAUGUAUAAUACUUUUUUUAAUUAAUAAGGUACUAAUGGUCCUGAAAUAGGAUUUAGUGAAAUGUAGAUACAGAAUUGAUAUAUAAAUAUACAAUAAUAAACCUUUUAACACUUUUUAUAAAUUUUAUUGUACAAUGUACAUUUUGAAUUCAAUGAAUUUAUCAUCAGGUAGGUUACAACACCUGGUGAUGAAAUCAUUAAAUUUAAAUGUAGAUUGUACAAUAAAAUAUAUAAAAAUUAUUAAAAGGUGUAUUAUUGUACAUUUAUAUCAAACACUUUUCAAGACUACAUUUCUAAUACAGAAUUGAUAUUUAAAAUUUUAAAUCUCCAUGCAUAUGCCUUCAGUGUGAACCUGGCAGCCACAUUGUUGAAGUUCUGUAUUGGUAAUUUAUUCGUGUAAAUGGUAAAUUAUAUUUGUAUACACUGUUGAAGUGUUUUAUACACAUUAAAAAUUACAGUAAAGUUCCUAUUUAUCUUAGGUACAUGGAACUAAAAGCACCCUAUAUUCCAAAAACAUCUUGCUUAUAAUUACAGAUGUUGUAAAAUUGUAAUUUAGUAAAUAUUUAUAUAGUGUAUGAUUGUUUAAGUAAUUACAUUAAUGGAGAAUAUUGUUCAAUGUAUUAUAUUUUUAUUAAUUGAGUGUUUGUUGUAUACAUUUUGUUAUAACAUUUAAUAAACUUGUUGGAGAAA
Molecule: messenger RNA, 3234 nt
Organism: Homalodisca vitripennis (glassy-winged sharpshooter)
Lineage: Eukaryota; Metazoa; Arthropoda; Insecta; Hemiptera; Cicadellidae
Gene: Pex11ab
Product: peroxisomal membrane protein 11A
Exons: 1
Coding region: 141-593 (150 amino acids)
Biological process (GO): peroxisome fission; regulation of peroxisome size
Cellular component (GO): peroxisomal membrane
Source: RefSeq, a predicted model, not a curated record